Messenger RNA from Xiphophorus maculatus (southern platyfish), 1613 nucleotides. RefSeq names its product retinol dehydrogenase 8 (gene rdh8a). Gene Ontology annotation, biological process: estrogen biosynthetic process. The transcript has 6 exons. Gene Ontology annotation, molecular function: estradiol 17-beta-dehydrogenase [NAD(P)+] activity. Gene Ontology annotation, cellular component: cytoplasm. Lineage: Eukaryota; Metazoa; Chordata; Actinopteri; Cyprinodontiformes; Poeciliidae. Bases 1 to 954 code for a protein of 317 amino acids. The record is from RefSeq and is a predicted model, not a curated record.
AUGGCGAACAGUGGGCAGAAAGUUGUGCUGAUCACCGGUUGCUCAUCGGGCAUCGGGUUACGAAUCGCCGUUACGCUGGCCAAAGAUGAAAAGAAGCGUUACCAUGUCAUUGCCACCAUGCGGGACCUAAAGAAGAAGGAUAAGCUUCUGGAAGCAGCUGGAGAUACAUAUGGGAAGACCCUGAUGUUGCUCCCGUUAGACGUAUGCAGUGACGAAUCUGUCAAAGAGUGCAUCAACAACAUUAAGGACCGCCACAUUGAUAUUCUGAUCAACAAUGCAGGUGUGGGUUUGCUUGGACCAGUGGAGAGCAUCAGCAUCGAUGAAAUGAAAAGAGUUUUUGACACCAACUUCUUCGGUGUGGUUCGCAUGAUCAAAGAAGUGAUGCCGGACAUGAAGAAGAGGCGUUCAGGACACAUUGUUGUCAUGAGCAGCGUUAUGGGUCUCCAGGGAGUGGUUUUCAAUGAUGUUUACACAGCCUCUAAGUUUGCAAUGGAAGGUUUCUGUGAGAGUAUGGCUGUGCAGCUGAUGAAGUUCAACAUUCGGUUGUCCAUGAUUGAACCUGGCCCUGUUCACACUGAGUUUGAGACGAAAAUGAUGGAAGACGUAGCUAAGAUGGAUUUUCCUGGAGUCGAUGCAGACACAGUUCGAUAUUUUAAAGAUGUUUACCUUCCAUCAUCCAUAGAUAUAUUUGAAGCCAUGGGCCAGACUCCAGAGGACAUAGCUAAAUGCACAAAGAUGGUUAUUGAGUCGGAGAGGCCUCGCUUUAGGAAUCUGACCAACAGCCUCUACACACCCAUCGUGGCCUUAAAGUACGCAGAUGAGACGGGUGGCCUGUCUGUAAACACCUUCUACAACUUGCUUUUCAAUUUCGGUCCUCUCAUGCACAUCACCAUGAGCAUCCUGAAGUGCCUGACGUGUAGCUGCCUGCGCAGACGCACCAUCUCUCCCAACUGAAUAAUAUAGUAUUCAGUUCAUCUACCCUAACCCCCCAGUGUCUUAAUUUGAGGUUCUGGGCUAAGCAGGUAAUGUAGAACGUGGAGCUCAAUGCGAGGAGGCUACUUUUAGAUCUAAGACACUACUAUGAUAAGCUUUGACAGACGAUAUGCGCAAUUGCACAAGUUUUCUUCUGAGGAGAUGGCAUAUCCAGGGUGCCCUGAGUGGAGAGACACAUAUCACACAAUACAACAACACUAACAUUGGUUUUAGCAUACAUUUUAUGAAAAAAAUGCCAUACUUAUUCUUUAAAAUAAGAACCUCAGAGGUAAAAUAAAUAAAUAAAUAAAAACAGCAUGAGAUAUAAAUCUUAUGGACUAAUAUAAAAGCACAAAACUGAACUCAGUUAAUAUGUGAAACGAUGACAUUAUAUGAAACGCCAGGUUAGAAAUAAAUUGUAGCCAAGAUAACGCUAUGUUAAGACUCAGAGUUAUGGCAUUAAUAACAGAGUCAUAAACAAAUUUGCUUUUAAUGUAUUGUGUCUAUAAUUUUAUGUUUGUUUUAAUGUUGUGUUGCUGUGGUCAUAACUGCUGUUGAAUCCUGUUUUUAAUCUUUUGGCAAAUGGAAUGUUUUUGGUUUUUAAAGAUUCAAAGAGGUCCAAGUUGGAUUUUUUUUAUUAU